Messenger RNA from Cynocephalus volans (Philippine flying lemur), 8343 nucleotides. It is a transcript of the gene NFRKB, whose product is annotated as nuclear factor related to kappaB binding protein. Gene Ontology annotation, molecular function: protease binding. The record is from RefSeq and is a predicted model, not a curated record. The transcript has 27 exons. Gene Ontology annotation, cellular component: Ino80 complex. NCBI's taxonomy places the organism in Eukaryota, Metazoa, Chordata, Mammalia, Dermoptera, Cynocephalidae. Bases 225 to 4160 code for a protein of 1311 amino acids.
CGGGGCGUGCACGCACCCGGAUGCCUUGCGGGAGCGAGCGCGUCCGGGACCCCGCGGCCGGAGGAGCCGGGCGGGUUAAGGCUUCCGUGCUUGUGGUUCAGGAUCCCAGGAUUGAAAAUAACAGCAGGGAGGACCUGGUCCCACUUCCCUUCAUCUUACAGAUAAGGAAAUUGGCAUCUGGUGAGAUGCAUCUAUUUGUGUAGAGAUCCUGUGGGGAAUAAACAAUGGAUUCCUUGGACCACAUGCUGACGGAUCCCCUGGAACUUGGUCCAUGUGGAGAUGGCCAUGGCACGCGUAUUAUGGAGGACUGCCUGCUGGGAGGCACGAGGGUUAGUCUGCCUGAGGACCUUCUGGAGGAUCCUGAGAUAUUCUUUGAUGUCGUCAGCCUUUCAACAUGGCAAGAAGUAUUAAGUGACUCUCAACGUGAGCACCUGCAGCGGUUUCUGCCUCGCUUUCCUGAAGACAGCAUUGAGCAGCAAAAUGAGCUCAUCCUGGCCCUGUUCAGUGGGGAGAACUUCCGCUUCGGAAACCCCCUGCACAUUGCCCAGAAGCUUUUCCGAGAUGGACACUUUAACCCUGAGGUGGUCAAGUACCGGCAGCUGUGCUUCAAGUCACAGUACAAGCGAUACCUCAACUCUCAGCAGCAAUAUUUUCAUCGGCUGCUGAAGCAGAUUCUUGCUUCCCGGAGUGGCCUGCUGGAGAUGGCCCGUCGGAGCGGCCCGGCCCUCCCCUUCCGGCAGAAACGCCCUUCACCAUCCCGCAGCCCUGAGGAACGCGAGUGGCGAGCGCAGCAGCGCUACUGGAAGGUGUUGAGGGAGGUGAAGGAGGAGUGUGGGGACACAGCCCUGUCAUCCGAUGAGGAGACCACGUUGGAUUUACAAGAAAAAUUUUCUUUUGAAGAUCUCAGCUCGUGGCUUCCAAGCUCUCCAGCACGUUCUCCUAGUCCUGCGGUGCCCCUGAGGGUGGUGCCCACGCUUUCAACCACGGACAUGAAAACCGCAGAUAAAAUAGAACUGGGGGACAGUGAUCUGAAGAUAAUGUUAAAGAAGCACCAUGAGAAGCGGAAGCAUCAACCAGAUCACCCGGACCUUUUGACAGGGGACCUGAGCCUCAAUGACAUUAUGACUCGAGUAAACGCUGGCAGGAAGGGCUCUCUUGCAGCUCUAUAUGACUUGGCUGUCCUCAAAAAAAGGGUUAAGGAGAAAGAGGAAAAGAAGAAGAAGAAAAUGAAAACGAUCAAAUCAGAGGCAGAGGAUCUGGCUGAGCCCCUAAACAAUACUGAAGGAGUCCAAUCUCUUUCAGAGGCCCCAUCUCCACUGGCAAUACCUGCUAUUAAGGAAGAGCCCCUUGAAGACCUCAAGCCUUGCCUUGGAAUCAAUGAAAUAUCUUCCAGCUUUUUCUCUCUUCUGUUAGAGAUCUUGCUGCUGGAGGGUCAGGCUAGCCUUCCUAUGCUAGAGGAGCGAGUGUUGGAUUGGCAGUCAUCUCCAGCCAGCUCUCUCAACAGCUGGUUCUCUGUGGCCCCCAACUGGGCUGAGUUGGUGUUACCAGCCCUGCAGUAUCUUGCUGGAGAAAGCCGAGCUGUUCCUUCCAGUUUCUCUCCAUUUGUUGAAUUCAAAGAGAAAACUCAGCAGUGGAAAUUACUUGGCCAUUCUCAAGAUAAUGAAAAGGAAUUAGCUGCACUCUUCCAGCUGUGGCUAGAGACCAAAGACCAGGCCUUCUGUAAGCAAGAAAAUGAAGACAGCUCAGAUGCCACAACACCUGUCCCUCGGGUAAGAACUGACUAUGUGGUACGGCCCAGCACAGGUGAGGAGAAACGGGUUUUUCAGGAGCAGGAGCGCUACAGGUACAGCCAACCGCACAAGGCAUUCACCUUUCGCAUGCAUGGCUUCGAGUCUGUGGUGGGGCCAGUGAAGGGUGUGUUUGACAAGGAGACCUCACUUAACAAGGCUCGGGAACAUUCCCUGCUGCGCUCUGACCGGCCUGCCUAUGUCACCAUCCUGUCUCUUGUUCGAGAUGCCGCGGCACGGCUGCCUAAUGGAGAAGGCACACGGGCAGAGAUCUGUGAACUGCUCAAGGAUUCUCAGUUUCUUGCACCAGAUGUCACCAGCACUCAGGUGAAUACAGUAGUGAGUGGUGCCCUGGAUCGGCUACAUUAUGAAAAAGACCCUUGUGUUAAAUAUGACAUUGGGCGAAAACUGUGGAUCUACCUGCAUCGUGACCGGAGCGAGGAAGAGUUUGAGCGGAUUCACCAAGCACAAGCAGCUGCAGCUAAAGCCAGAAAAGCUCUUCAGCAAAAACCCAAGCCCCCAUCCAAGGUGAAAUCUAGUAGCAAGGAGAGCUCCAUAAAGGUCCUCGGCAGUGGCCCUUCCGAGCAGAGUCAGAUGAGCCUCAGUGACUCCAGCAUGCCACCCACCCCGGUCACACCUGUAACCCCCACUACGCCGGCCUUGCCUGCCACCCCGAUCUCCCCUCCACUUGUAUCGUCAGUGAACAAAAGUGGCCCUGCCACUGUCUCAGAACCAGCUAAGUCUAGCUCAAGUGUUCUUCUGGUGUCCUCGCCAACAAUGCCACAGCUGGGAACAAAGCUUUCCCCAGCUUCCAGCCAGACGCCACCCAAUGCUCAGGCCACUGCCCGGGUCGUGAGCCACUCUGGCUCGUCUGGACUACCACAGGUACGGGUGGUGGCCCAGCCCAACCUUCCUGCUGUCCCCCAGCAGUCAGCAGGGUCAGCACAGACACUGCCACAGAUGCCAGCAGGACCACAGAUCCGGGUUCCAGCCACUGCCACACAGACCAAAGUGGUGCCCCAGACAGUAACGGCCACUGUUCCAGUCAAAGCGCACACUGCAGCUGCCACUGUGCAGCGGCCUGGACCUGGGCAGAUGGGACUCUCGGUGACAAGUCUCCCCGCCGCAGCCAGCUCUGUGAGCAAGCCAGCCACCAGCUCUCCCGGGAGCUCUGCUCCAAGUGUCUCCACGGCUGCCGUCAUUCAGAACGUCCCAGGACAGAACAUUAUCAAGCAGGUGGCCAUCACUGGGCAACUUGGGGUGAAGCCCCAGACAGGCAACAGCAUCCCACUCACAGCCACUAACUUCUGUAUCCAGGGUAAGGAUGUAUUGCGCCUGCCACCCUCUUCCAUCACCACAGAUGCCAAGGGCCAGACAGUUCUGCGAAUCACUCCGGACAUGAUGGCCACAUUAGCCAAGUCCCAGGUUACCACAGUCAAAUUGACCCAGGAUCUCUUCGGGACAGGAGGCGGUACUACAGGCAAAGGCAUCUCUGCAACCUUACACGUCACUUCCAAUCCAGUCCAUGCAGCUGAUAGCUCUGCCAAGGCCAGUUCAGCCAGUGCCCCUUCGUCAGCUCCAACAGGUACCACUGUGGUCAAAGUGACUCCUGACCUCAAACCAACAGAAGCCUCAAGUUCAGCUUUCCGCUUGAUGCCAGCCCUUGGUGUGAGUGUGGCUGACCAGAAGGGAAAAAACACAGUGGCUUCUUCAGAAGCAAAACCAGCUGCCACAAUCCGCAUCGUGCAGGGCCUGGGAGUGAUGCCUCCCAAAGCAGGCCAGACCAUCACAGUCGCAGCCCAUGCCAAGCAAGGGGCCUCAGUGGCCAGUGGGUCUGGAACUGUCCAUACUUCAGCAGUGUCCCUGCCCAGUAUGAAUGCUGCUGUAUCCAAGACUGUGGCUGUGGCUUCUGGGGUUGCAAGCACUCCCAUCAGCAUCGGGACAGGAGCCCCCACUGUGCGGCAGGUCCCUGUCAGCACCACAGUUGUGUCCACGUCCCAGGCUGGAAAGCUGCCUACACGGAUCACAGUUCCACUCUCUGUGAUUAGCCAGCCAAUGAAGGGCAAAGGUGUGGUCACAGCACCCAUCAUCAAAGGCAACCUCGGAGCCAACCUUAGCGGGUUGGGCCGCAAUAUCAUCCUUACGACCAUGCCAGCAGGUACUAAGCUCAUUGCUGGCAAUAAGCCUGUUAGUUUCCUUACUGCCCAGCAGUUGCAGCAGCUUCAGCAACAAGGUCAGGCUGCACAGGUGCGCAUCCAGACUGUCCCCACAUCCCAUCUCCAACAAGGAACCGCUUCUGGUUCCUCCAAGGCGGUCUCCACUGUUGUUGUCACCACGGCUCCAUCUCCUAAACAGGCACCUGAACAACAGUGAUUAGGAGAGUGAGAUGGCUUCCACGAAAGACCAGACCUGGUCUGUCCCUCUAGCUGAAAGGAAGGGAGCAGGGAGGUUGCAUCAUUCCUCUAAGCUUGUCUAAGGCAGGCCGGGAGGGGGUUGGUGACAACAGUGGCCUGAAUUCUGCUGCCACGCUCCACAGUGGAGCAUCCUGAGAAAGGUUUAUUCCACGGUUUCAAGGUCUGCUUUGUGCUAAUCCAGGAGAAGAUUCUGUUGAAAUUGUGGGAGGUCACAGUUAUGUCAUACGAGCCAGAGUUCUCUCCCAAGAUUGAGACACCCAGGGACAGCUUCUUGGUUGCAGAGUGCACAGUGAAUAAGCCUUGCUGUAUAUGAGGAUUGUGUUUUUAGCUUCUGGUCUUCUCCGUGACUAGUGGUAUGGAUAUGAGUUUUGUGUCCAGAAAAUUUUAUGUAACUUAUUUUUUUAAAGAACCUAUUGUACAUCCUUAUCAAAUAGCAACCUGGCUUUAGCCCCUGUAAACUCGUUACUUAUUCUUUUGACCAGAAUGAGCGAAUAGCAAGAAUCUUAGUGAAUCGGUGGCUGACUUGAUAUCUACAUAGUAAUCGAGAGGCUAUAAGAUGGGGAAAAAACAUAUGAAGGUGGUGUGGAUUCCCUGAAAUGGGACUAGUUUGGCAGUGCCUCUGAAAGAUGGGGUGUUGGAUCUUGAUUAUGGUCCAUGCCUUCACCUGCUGACUUCGUUCUUCUCAGGAAGCAGGUUCACAGGCAAGUCCGGGGCUGGUGGACAAGAGUAGCAAGAUGAUAGCAGAGAUGCUGCUUUUGCAGCACAGACUUUGUUGCAGUUCAGAGAUUAUACAUUUUGUUUUGCUCCAGAGUAGGAAUCAUAACUGGGCCCUUGGGUCUGGUCACCUGUUUUUGUAAAUAAAGUUUUACUGGAACAGCCCAGACGCAUUUGUUUAUGUAUUAUCUCUGCCUGCAGAAGGAUAGGUUAUCAGAAGGUAGACUUGAGCGGUUGCCAUAAGGACAGUAUGGUCCUCAAGCCUAAACUAUUUCUUUUAUGGCCCUUUAAGAAAAGGUUUGCUGACUCCUGCUCCAUAGUGGAGAUGGCAGGAGAAGAGUGGGGUGUGCAGGGACAGGGAUCUGUCUGCCUGGCAGUACCAACCACAAAAGAGGUAGAUCUGGAUUUGCAAGUCAUUUAAUCCUAGCCAUUUCACACUUCUCAGCCUCUGUCAGCUACAGGGUGAGCUCACAAUGGUAUUUUAAAAUGUAGUAAGUAAUUAAAGCACUGGUUGUUAACAAUAUAUGUCUAUUUUGUCUUGGGGCGGGGCGGGGUGAAGCUUUUUCUGUAGUGACAGGGCUUCCCUUUCUCUCUUAAAAAGUAUCCAAAUUAUUGAAAAUGUAUCUAAUUUGUGGACAUUUAGUGAUGAUCUUUUGUGGGUUCUAGGUGUGGAAGAAGAGCUGGAGGGCACUGAAUGGAAUGGCCUAGUUUGGAGUUGGGUGGUUAGGCAGGUUGCAGAGGAGCAGAGAAGGGUUAGAACAGCUUAUUGGUUAUACAGUGGUUUUACAGACAUUUCAUUUAAUUCUUAAGCAAUUCUGUAAAACAGAUGUGAUCCCCCUGUAUCUGUGAGAAGAUGCGAGGCUGAGUUGAAAGUUAAAGAGAACCAAGGGAUAAAUCCAGCCUUCUGAUUAUAAGUCAGGUUCCCUCUGCUUCCUUCCUAAGGGGAGGGUGGCUGUGAUGUCCCUGGGGACAGCCUGAGUCAGGAGGUGUGGAGUAAGCUGAGGUAAGGGUGAGCUCUGGAGGGGUGCGGAGAGGACUGGCACAGGCCCAACUGGUGGGGGUAAGGGUUGGGGCUGCAGAGAGAGGAAAGGAGAGUGCAUCUGUGCUUUAUAAUGCUUUGGUAUUUGCAUAUCAGUGUUAUUUCCAAGAGUCAUGUUUCCCCGCAAAGCCAUGUGACAGUUUCUAAAUGAGAAAAAGUUAAGAAUUUGAGAGAUCCUUUCUGAGGUAUUCAUUGCUGGUUAAAAGUAAGCCUCUUCUGAAUUUACUUAACAAAUGAUUGUAUAAAAGUAGCUCUGUUCUUCAGCCUCAGCCCCACCCUGCACUUUGAUUUCCUGAAGUUCCCUGCCUUUGCCUGUCUCCUUUGGGCACGCAGAUGUGCACGUCCUGGAGAGCAGGGCUGUGAGGUAUGGGUCUGCUUUUGGUGGGUGGUGGGGUUGACUCCCUGGUGAGUAUAAUUGUGGUACUACCUAGCCUGUCAGCGGAAUGAUGUAGAAUGGAGACCCCCACUGAAGGCGUUCACAGUGACAGCACCAGAUUUGCACCAUGUUUGCUUCCUUUGGAUGCUGACCUCAGGGUCUCCUGGAGAAGGGGUAGCUGUGGCAUGUGUUUUGUGGGGAGCCAUUCCAGAAGAACUUCUGGUGGCAGCCAUUGAGCCCCUGAGCCUCUGGUUGACAGCUUGGUAAAAUUAUUCAGACGGUGUAUUUGAGGUGGGAUUUGGUGAAUAGCACUGUGAUCAGUUUUUACUUUAAUGCCACAUUUAAGAAUGUUUACAAGAGGGUUGAGCACUUCAUGGAGGUCUCCUAAACCAUGCUAUCUAAAGGGAUUCAAAAUAAAUUUUUAUAUUUUAUAUCCGAUCUUCACACCUCAACCCCUCACUCUGUAGAAAAGACAACCUUAAAGUAUUCUGCUUUAAAGAAAAAAAAUCUCAAAUAGAGAUCUUUUCUAUGAAAGUAAAACUGAAUAGUUUCCUUCUUCCUACUACCUCCAGCCCCCAGGGAGAGAACACAUAUUAACUGCCAGUGAUAGGUCCUCCAUUUCUUGUCGAAUGAACGUUUGCAUUCUUAUUCAGCCAGCAAACCAAGGUGGAUCCUGAAAGGGAGUUCUCUUCUCUAAUAACAAAUCACUGCUUUUAGUGGCUCAUUUGAAAUUGCUAAGCUGUGACUUCAGCUCUGAAAGGCUGGCCAACCAUGGGAGGUUACCUUUCACCCAAGCACAGCAUUCCUCCCAAAGAGCACAUGGUGCAUGUAAGUAGUCUCUCCUGCAGUGCGUGUGUGAUGUAGCAAGGUGCAGUGGUGAGGGAGGCGCUGGGUUUUUGAGUGAUGCUGAAGACCGGUUCUGCCACGUAGCAGAUGUGUGACCCCCGGCUGACCGGCUUCUCAGAAGGACCUUCCGCACUUGGAUCAUAGGCGGUUAUGGGAACUGCAUGAGGUAGAGUGUGUCUCAGAGUCUGAAAAAUGCUAUGCAAAUGAAGGGUAUAAUUUGAUCCCUGAGACCCUUCAACUGUGUCCUAACUCACUUCUGUCAGUUUAUAGAACUUCAUGUAUUUGACUCUCCAUGUUCUUUGCUGCGUUCACUGUCUUUGUGCCUACUACUCCCUCUGCUGGAAUGUACUUUUUCGGCACAUUUGGAACGGGCAAGCUCCCCAUUUCUCCAGUCCCCUUUCUGUCUCACCUCCCACAGUGCCCAUCACAUUGUAUACAACUGUCUGCAUGUCUCUCCCAUAGGACUGUAAACUCCUUGCUGGAAACACAAUCUCUAAUCCUUACAACCAUUUCAGUGUUGGUGCAUAGUGUUUAAGAGAUAUUUGUUGAAGGAAGUUAAAAAACAAACAAAAACCAAACAGUUCCAGAACCAAGACUAGAGUAUCAGGAUUUUAUAUUACUAAUUCAGAAUUCAUAUUCUUUGUAAGAUUUAUAUCCGUUGCUCUCAGCUACAUUACAAUGCAAGGCUUUCCCAUAACCUGACAUUUUUCUCUCAACCCCAUUAUACAGAUUUCUUCUCAGAUCAUCUGUUAGGGUAACUCUGAGGAGUCAGAACAUCUGAGUUUCAACUCUCACCUGGGUCACUAGCUUCCUGACUGAAAAAAAAAAACCAAAAAACCACCUUUGGUCUAAUUUUGUCACUUAUCAACGCAGUAUUGCAGUAUUCUAGUGUGAUUAGUUAGGAAAUGUUUUAACAAGUAAUAUUUAAAAUACAAAAGCUUGCAGAUUAUUUUACUUUUAAAAAGUAUAUAAGUUAGAAUUGUUUUCUCAAAAAUAAAGGCAUCAUUCACUUACAUUCUGAUAUCUUUCUGGUAAUAAAGUACCUGCUUUCUUGAGAGAAGAAGGGGUUUGUUAUCAGAAGCAGUAAAUUCUCUUGCUGGAUUUAUAUUCUGGAUUUACUUAUGAAACCACUUCCUGUUUUAUGGUUUUCAGGGUCUUAAUUUCUCU